CGUAAUUCUUUGGUUCUUGAAAUUCUCAGAAAUCCCACAAAUUCUCAGAAAUCCCACUUGCAGUUGUAUAUAAGACGGUGCAUGCUCUCUCGUAAAUUCAGUCUUGUCCAAUCUUCUACGGAAAACAGCGCGCCCAAGAGACACAAUUCUGCACAGCGAAUUGUGACGUCUCAGACGACUGGUGAUGAUGGGGAUGGGGACGAUGAGGAUGUUGUUGAUGAUGAUGACGAUGACGAUGGGGGUGAAGAUAUUCCUCGCCAUGGCGGAUGUUAGCAGACAGGACAUUGCAAAGGCAGAGAAAAGAGUGAUGAGCCCAACGGAUGCCAAGGAAGACAUGAUGUUGGUCCUCGGGCCUCACAUGAACUGGCAGGAGAUGCUGAGCCCGGCCCCUCUGUCGGUGUGUCUCCUGGGUCAACUGGUGCUCGUCACACUGGACAAGGACGUCUCGCUGGUGUCAGAACACAUGGACAGAUCUGCUUUCAAAUAUACGAAGUACCCUGAUUCAUUGAGGACAAGCAUUGUUCAGGUCGCCAACCAGGGAUGGACAGCCUUCAACAGGGCCAACAAAAACAUGGACCAGAUCCGCCUUCUUACGCUGCAGAUACCUCGCCAUGUCAGGAACACUGUGAAGUUUAUCAUAAAAGGAUCUGAUGAGGAAAUACAAGAAGUGGUUCCGGAUAUUUUGGCUAACAUCAAGAGGAUAACUGAUACCUGCCUCGUAAAGGCAGAGGAAGUGGAAACACAGUUUUCUGACGUCAUGGAUUUGAUAGGCGAACUUCAAGAAGCCUGCACAUUUACAACGGGGAAGCAUGAUGAGAAGAUUAGCAAAGCUGAAAAAGACAUCAAAGUAAAAUCAUUGCGCAAGGCUGAAUUAGAAAAAAGAAAACAGCAAGCUGAAGAGGAGUACAAAGAAAUGAAACAUCUAUUUGGACAAGCUCAAGAGUCAUAUGAAAAUGCCAUGGACUCCAUGCCCUCUGGAUGGGAAAUGGUCGGAAUGGAUUUCGUGGAUGGACUAGGCAAAUCUUUUCUCUCAGCAGUACAGGGGGUCAUAGAUGUUUUCACAUUGAAAAUAUUUAGUAAUGGUGUCAAGGGUGAUAAGACAAGUGAAGUUGCCGCAAGUGUGCAUGCAAUAAAUGCUUCUGGUGGUUUGGACAUGGGUAAUAAGACAAUAUCAAAAACAGGAACGUCUGAGGAUGCACUCGCGUUGGAGCUUCCAAGAAUUGAUCUCUGCAUACAGAGCAUCCUGGAAAACUUUAACUUUCUUUCUGAGGGGAAAGAACUUAAGAAUCUGACUUUGGUCGAGUCGAUUUUUGAUGAUGUCAUCAGUUCUCUUGCAUCCUACACAGGAGUGGGUAGGAAGAGACUCGAUGGAAUCAAAGAGGAUGCGUCUCAACUGCUCCAGAUUUUGAAGCUAGCAAACAAGCAACUGUUAGGAGGGGGAAAACAACGAGAGAGAGCGAGGGUAAUGGCAGAUAGGUUGGAUGGAAAGAUGCAAGCUUUGACAAUGUUUUCUGGAAUAGCAUUUGGGGCAAAGCCAGUACUGAUGCCAACCCCAAAGAUGUCGUCUUAUGAGCAAGGACAAUCUGGAUCAGCCUCUUCAAGACAAAGUGCACAAGCCAGAUUUAUGGUUGAACAAGCUUCAUCUACCCUUGAGACUGUUAGGAAUGACUUCAAGGAAAAAAGCCAGAAGCUAGAGAAAGUCAGUGGAGACAUCGCAGCAGUUAUCACCGAGCUUGGGCGGAUCCAACUGGACAAGGUCAACUUUGACCAGAUCAAAGCCUUAUUGCAGAGAGGUAUCAAGGCUAUUGGUGAAGUCAGAACCCAGUGGGGAAAAUUGGUGCGAUUUUUCCAAACAAUAUCCAACAUUAUUAAGUGCAGCAUGAAUGAAAAUGUGAAGAAUUUUCUGCAAAGCUCUGAGAAGGGGAAAAAGCUUCGCCUGAAGUACACCAUGUCGGACAUGCUCAGAGAUAUGAUCUAUGUACAAGCCACCGAUGCCAACACCUUGGCCUACAUGGUUAACAACCUCGCUGAGAUGUAUGUUGAAGUCUCCCAGAAGCACCUGAUGGAUCAAGUUGCAAGUCUGGGCGAGUUGAUUGGACUGGAUCCAGUAAAGGACAGGGAGGUAAUAUCUCAAAAACAAGCAGACCUGGCAACACAAGCGAAAGCCGCCACUGCCUCAAUUGCUGUUCUAGUUCGACAGAAGCAGAAAGAAUUUGACACAAAGGUGAAGAGCAGAAUAGAGAGAAUUGAAACAGAGAUGAAAGCAGUUCUUCCUCCACCUGAGCCGACAAACCCAGAAAUGGAGAAGGAGAAGAACAAGGCCGUCAAAGAAGCUAAAGAGCUGAAGGCUAAACUAAUGGCAGAGGAUGUUGAUGACUGGGUGUGACUUCUUAUCAUUCACCUCACAACUGCAGGGUUCAAGGUGUGGACGAUACCACAUAGUCCUGCCUAGUUUAUCAUAGUAACCAAUAACCUCUGUAAACUAAUUUACACUACUGCCGUUUGCAAAGAAUUAAAUAUUAAGCAGUUGAAUGAUAUAAUGUAUGUGCUCCCAUCGAUGGAUAUAAAUUUGAAAAUAUUUGUCUAAACAAGGACGUUUGUCAUAGCUUGUGACUAUUCUCAUUAAAUUUCCGGCAUAUACGUACUGUUUCAACGCAGUCAUUUUAGUGAACUGUUAUAUAAAAACUUUUGUGACAAUAACUCCAAAUCGAAAAAAAAAGCUUUGAACUUUAUAUUGUUGUUAUAUGUAUGGUCUCCUUCCUAAAUAAACUGCUUCUUGAA
Haliotis rufescens (red abalone) is the source of this 2781-nucleotide messenger RNA. RefSeq lists its product as uncharacterized. The coding region runs from base 185 to 2386 and encodes 733 amino acids. The record is from RefSeq and is a predicted model, not a curated record. The transcript is spliced from 5 exons. Lineage: Eukaryota; Metazoa; Mollusca; Gastropoda; Lepetellida; Haliotidae.